Molecule: messenger RNA, 2900 nt
Organism: Culicoides brevitarsis
Lineage: Eukaryota; Metazoa; Arthropoda; Insecta; Diptera; Ceratopogonidae
Gene: cutlet
Product: chromosome transmission fidelity protein 18 homolog
Exons: 2
Coding region: 65-2845 (926 amino acids)
Molecular function (GO): ATP hydrolysis activity; ATP binding
Source: RefSeq, a predicted model, not a curated record
CAAAAAAAAAUUUAUUCUCAUAUUUUAAUUGUGUUUUCUAAAUAGUAAAGUGUCGUUUUAUAAAAUGACAGAGCCAGAUGACUUUGAUUUACAAUAUGCCGACGAGUUGGAGAUGAUCGAGGAAGUUGAUGAGGAUAAUCCAAAUGAUUCCAAUGUCAAUGUUUUUCCGAGCACUCCGGGAGUAUCUCGUAGCAUUAACAUGACUCCUUUUCAACCAGCUUCAAGCAUUGACAGUCCUCUGAUGUCUCAAAUAAACAAGAAUCUUGAAGAUUCGUCAUUUCGGGGAGGCAAGAGAUUCGCUUCAACGCCGUUUCCCGGCGGCGGAAGAUCAUCAGCAAGUAAUAGUCACGAAGGCAUGAGUCGUAAAAGACGUUUAGAUGAUAUUUUUGGAGAUAUCGGAGACAUUUGUGAGGAAGAAGAACCCCAAAUUACAAAUGAACCUUACAAGAAGGCAAAAAGUGAAGAGGAAAAAGACAUGGAAUUGAUCGAAAUGAUUGUAAAUGCACGUAAAAAGCUACAUUCUCAAAUGUUGAAACCUGGAAAGCGAUCAAAUAUCGAACAUUUGGAUGAUGUUCGUGCCUUUAAGAUGCAAAAUUUAUCGUAUACUGUUCCGAAAUGGCCAUUUAUUAAAUUACGACAAGCGGAUGAGGAUAAAAUUUACGUCAGAUGUCAUUCGGAAGAAUUUGAGAAGAAUCAAUUAAAGGAAAUUGCUUUUAAGCGACAAGAAGAUGGGUUUUUCGGCGAAGAUAAAUCGAAAAUUUGGAAUGAAGCAAGUGAAAUUAAUGCAAAACGAAUGUUAAGAACGACUCAAUCGCAGGAGGAUGAACAGCCUGUAGAAGUUUUUGAAACAGGAGACAUGCAUUUGUGGGUAGAACAAUACAAACCCCGAACAUAUAUUGAUUUGUUAUCCGACGAAUCGUGUAACAAAAAUUUGUUGAAAUGGAUCAAACUUUGGGACAAAGUUGUAUUUAAUCGAGAAGUUCCAUCAGUAGAUAAAAAACCAAAAGCUCAACAGAAAUUAAACACGUUCAACAAAAAAACUGGAAGAUUUGAACAGACAGGAGGAUGGAUAAAGAAAAAUCGUUGGAAUUUGAAUACAGAGUUAGAUGAAAAUGGGAGACCAAUGCAACGAAUUGCCUUACUUUGUGGACCGCCAGGUUUGGGAAAAACAACUCUUGCGUUAACAGUUGCCAAACAUGCCGGAUACAACGUCGUUGAAAUAAAUGCAUCAGAUGAUCGAACGCCGGAGACAUUUAGACUCGCUUUAGAAAGCAGCACACAAAUGAAAAGUGUAUUUAGUAAUGAUCGUCGCCCCAACUGUAUUGUGUUAGAUGAGAUUGAUGGCGCUCCAAGUUCGAGUAUAGAUUUUCUGUUGAGAUUUGCCGCUGGAAUUACAAAGAAAGGAAAAAAGAAGGAUCUCAAUAGACCAAUUAUAUGCAUUUGUAAUGAUCCGUACGUUGCUUCUUUGCGUUUGUUGCGCCAACAAGCUUUCGUUAUUAACGUGCCUCAAACCGAUAGUGCCAAAUUAGUCGAUCGCUUAUUGCAAAUUGCAAAAAUGCAAAAAAUUCGUGUUGACAUGUCAACGUUAUUUGCUCUUGCUGAGAAAACUGGAAACGAUAUACGAUCAUGUUUGUCUCUUUUGCAGUUUUUCAGUUGUACAAAGAAGGAAAUAACAUUAAUGGAUGUUAUUCGAUCGAACGUCGGACAAAAGGAUCAACAGAAAGAGCUCUAUAGCAUUUGGAGAGCAAUUUUUCAAAUUCAACGCCCAUCAAAGGCACAAAUAACACAACAAGAACAAUCACAAGGGGCUGCACUGACAACGUUAACGCCUGACUUGCGAUUGGAAUAUGUUGUCGACACUGUUUCGAAAAGUUUCGACUAUGAAAAGUUAAUGCAAGGCGUAUUCGAAAACUACUUAUAUCAAAAACAACCAGAUCCAAAUUUGAAAGGAUUAUCAGAGGCAGCGGAUUGGUUUUCAUAUGAUGAUUUACUUCAAACUGCUGUUCAUCACUCUCAAAACUAUUCUCUUUACGGUUAUUUGGCAUAUUCCUUUGCUGCUUGGCAUUUUUUGUUUGCUACCCUUGCAUGGCCAAAAAUCAACUUUCCAAAUAAAAGCUACGAGAUCUCUCAAAAGCUAUUAACAACAAAAAAUAUUCUAUCAGCUUUGAGAAAGAACUUGGAAGCAACAAAACGAGGUAUAGGCGAUACACAAAAAAUUAUGAAUGUUGAUUCUUUGCCAUUUGUUAAGCUGAUUUUGAAUCCCUGCUUGAGAUCCGUUUCAUUACAUUUGUUAACCCCGAAGGAAAAAACUGAUGUACAUGAUACUGUCGAGAUUAUGGCUGAUCUUGGAAUCUCGUUUAUUCAAUUGAAAACGGCAGAGGGCAACUAUAAGUAUCAAUUAGAACCUGAUAUAGAGUCACUUGCGAAAUUUUAUGAUACAUUAAUGCCCGGUUUGAGUUAUUGGGCAAAACAGCUUAUUGCACGAGAAGUUGAUAUUGAACGAAUGCGAAGAGUUCAAAUAAAAUCAAAAAGUCAAUUACAAAACGACAACUUUAAUUCAACUAAUAAGAAAGAUAAUAUUAAAUCAUCUAACGUUCCACAAAAUGAUGAAAAUCUUCCAAAUUUUUUGAGAACAUUGCAACCGAAAGCGAUAGCUAAACCCACAAAGGAAAAAGAAGUAACACGAAAAGACUUUUUUGGUCGAGUGACAACAGCAAAAUCUGGUAAAUUAGCAUCUGCAAGUCAUGAUAACGAUAACAUAGUAAAGGGAAAAAUUUGGUAUUGUUAUAAAGAGGGUUUCAACAAUGCGGUGAGAAAACCAAUCACUAUGUCAGAACUUAUUUAAUGUAUAAUACUUUUAAGAAGAUUUAUCGUUCAAUAAAAUCAUUGAAAAUUUUAUU